UUCUUCUCUUCAGCUCUGAACCGAAAAUGGAGUUCCUGGACGAAGAUGCGAAGCCCAGGUUCCUCUUCCACUCUCGCGCCAAUCCAUCUUCGGCGACGGAGCUCCAAACUGAAUCUCAAUCCAGCAAGCUCUUUGUCUCAAUCACCGUCGUAAUCUCUUCCAUUUUUCUCAUUCUCUCAAUUUUGUUCGUUCAAUUCGAACCAUUCAGAUCCCUUCUCAUCUGGCUUUCUCUCUCGCUUCUUCUCGGCCCUUUCGCCCCAAUUUCCCUCACCGGCGGCGACAUUCGUGUCGGUCGAGGUCCGAUUCUCGAAAUUCCCAACGAAGAACCCGAAGUAGAGGACGAUGCCAAGAAGAAACCCGUUCAAAAGCGCUCAAAACCGCGUAGAUCCGAGGAAAUCGCGGUUGGCACAAUCGAAGUUGCUGAAAAAGCCUCUUCAAAAAUUGAGAACAGGAAUGGAGGAGUUUAUCAGAGUAAUAAAAAUGGAGUCGAUUUUGCAAUCGAGGAGGCAGAAUGGGACGAAGCGGAAUUAGGGUUUUUGAAGAAGCAAUUGACGAAACAUCCUGUGGGGAAACCGAGACGGUGGGAGAUAAUUGCAGAGGCGUUUGGUGGAAGGCAUAAAGUGGAGAAUGUGAUUAAAAUGGCUAAGGAAAUGGGAGAGAAGAAAUUAGGCGAUGAGGAUUCGUAUGCUCAAUUUCUGAAGAAGAGGAAACCAAUGGAUAAGAGAAUUGAGAACGUCAAUGAAGAAGGUGCCACCGCUGUCGUCGACGGUCAGGUCGCCGGUUGGUCUUCUGGUGAAGACAUUGCAUUGCUCAAUGCUUUGAAAACGUUUCCAAAGGAUUCGGCAUUGAGAUGGGAGAAAAUUGCAGCUGCUGUUCCAGGGAAGACGAAGGCAGCUUGUAUGAAGAGAGUUGGGGAAUUGAAAAGGGAUUUUCGAAAUUCUAAAGCUGCUAAUGACAUCUGAGAGAAUAGAAAUGGAGUUUAUCAAAGAUCAAAGAGCUUUCUCCCAUGGAAUCAGAGGAACAAAGCUUCUUUGAAAAAUGAAUCAGCAGAGAGAUCAUCACAGAACAAAACAAGAAGCAUUCAACUUAGAGAAAUACAAAAUAUAAACUUACCGUUGCUGGUGGUGGACGACUGGCGAGGCGAUGUUGAGAUGGAUGAUGAAAGGGAAGGGUCUACAAGAGGCAAAGAAGAAGACAUGAAUGUUGAUAGAGAGAUGUGUUGAUAGCGGAAGAUUGAGAUUGAAUGAGACGCACUGUCAACUGCAGGUUGAAGAAGACGAACUGUCGAUCUGUCAAUCGGUAUAAAGUUGAAGGAGAAGUAGAGGCUCGGGCUGCUCUUUGAGUAUGUUGCCGAUUAAAAGUUGAAGGAGACGUAAUCUGAACAAUUGUUCUUGAAAGAAACACUAAAAUGAUAGGUCGGUUCAGUUUAGGUCAAACUGAAUUUUCUCCCCUUGAAUCAAAGAGUUGCCGGUCGAUUCCUUAAACACCUAAUCCAAUCCAACUCUUAUGAUUUAGUUUGGGUUGAUCAAAUUUUUCGAGUUGUCGAGUUUUUUUUAUAUCAAAUGAUAUCCAUAUCCUCAAAUAUAUGUAGGUUGGUAGGAAGAUUUCUAA
Messenger RNA from Benincasa hispida (wax gourd), 1611 nucleotides. RefSeq names its product Duplicated homeodomain-like superfamily protein (gene MAMYB). The record is from RefSeq and is a predicted model, not a curated record. Gene Ontology annotation, molecular function: ribosome binding; Hsp70 protein binding. Gene Ontology annotation, cellular component: cytosol. Lineage: Eukaryota; Viridiplantae; Streptophyta; Magnoliopsida; Cucurbitales; Cucurbitaceae. Gene Ontology annotation, biological process: regulation of translational fidelity; 'de novo' cotranslational protein folding.